Molecule: messenger RNA, 452 nt
Organism: Aegilops tauschii subsp. strangulata
Lineage: Eukaryota; Viridiplantae; Streptophyta; Magnoliopsida; Poales; Poaceae
Biological process (GO): meristem maintenance; meristem development
Source: RefSeq, a predicted model, not a curated record
CUCAAGGUGAGGGAUCUCAGCCGUAUCUCUCCACGCGAGGGAUCUCCAUGCCCGAGGAGACUCAUGUCCCAGAUUUAAACCAGUACCAGGUAGAAUGUCCAGACAGUACAGGCGAGGGAUCUGAUCAGGGCAUACCUGAUGUAAAUUGGAACGAUGAGUACACCCAACCUGGCGACAAUGUUAACGCAGUAGAUACAAAUUUCUUCAGAGAGGACGUUAUUGGCCCAUCUUUUAUCCCCGAGGAGUCACAACAACCAUACGCCUACAAUUACGCAUCAGGUUCGCAACAAGGAUUACAGACUCCACCACCUAUGCAGGAGUCGCAGACACAGGAAGACCAACUGGAGUACGGUCGCGGUCUUCGUGUAACUCGACCACCUAAUCGCUUGGAGCUUUCCGGUCCAAAGGGAAGGCCAGCUGGCCGUCGUCGACUACAAUGAUUCAACUAUCCA